Exophiala oligosperma is the source of this 1950-nucleotide messenger RNA. RefSeq names its product dihydroxyacetone kinase. Bases 100 to 1881 code for a protein of 593 amino acids. Lineage: Eukaryota; Fungi; Ascomycota; Eurotiomycetes; Chaetothyriales; Herpotrichiellaceae. Gene Ontology annotation, cellular component: cytosol. Gene Ontology annotation, biological process: glycerol catabolic process. The transcript is spliced from 5 exons. Gene Ontology annotation, molecular function: ATP binding; glycerone kinase activity. The record is from RefSeq and is a predicted model, not a curated record.
CCCAGUGCAAGCAUACCCACCCUUCUGCUCCUGUUCGAUCAUUCUUCUCACUCUCCCACUGCAAACAAGAUACCAGCAAGAAGUCGAGGAGUCGCCAAAAUGCAGACUAAACAUUUCAUCAAUGAUCCCACGCACUUGGUGCAGACUUCUCUCGCCAGUCUAACCCUUACCAACCCCUCCCUUGCCUUCGACUCUCUGAAUAAGGUCAUAUAUCGAAGACCCACCAAGGAAUCACAGGAGAAUCCCAAGGUCUCGAUCAUAACAGGAGGUGGUAGCGGCCAUGAACCGGCAUUCGCAGCGUUCUGUGGCAAGGGCUUUGUCACCGCUGGAGUCGCCGGGACAAUUUUCGCUUCACCAAACACCCUUCAAGUACAGAGAGCGAUCAUGUCGAGAGUGGAGACCAGGAAGGGCGUUCUGGUCAUCACCUUUAACUAUACCGGAGAUGUUCUGAACUUUGGUCUGGCGGCCGAAAAAGCCAAAGCUGCUGGAAUCGACACCGAGUUCUAUGCCAUUGGCGAUGAUGUCGGGGUUGGCCGGGAAAAGGGAGGAAAGGUCGGCAGGCGUGGUAUUGGAGGUUCCAUUCUUGUGCUGAAGAUCAUCUGUGCGCUUGCAGAAGCCGGUGGCAGCCUGAAAGAAGUGUACAACCUUGCCAAACAGGUGGCUGACAACCUGGUAUCUGUUGGUUCUUCUAUGGAACAUGUCCAUGUCCCUGGAAGAGAGAUUCCUGCGGCAGAUUCAGAGGAAAUGGUCCCGAACGAUGAGAUUGAAGUCGGCAUGGGUAUUCACAACGAACCCGGUUCUCGUCGUGUUACUGCCACCCUCCCCGAACUCGUCAAGAUUAUGCUUGCUCAAAUGCUCGAUCCAAACGACAAAGACAGACACUUCGCCCAUAUCACCAAAGAUGACAAGGUCGUCCUUCUGAUCAACAACCUUGGCGGCGUUAGCAACCUAGAAAUGGGAGGCAUUGUCGCUGAGGUGUAUAAACAAUUGAAGGAAGAUUGGGGCAUCACACCCGUCCGAGCCAUCUCCGGCACCUUCAUCACCUCUCUCAACGGUAUGGGUUUCUCGGCCUCAAUACUCAAGUUGGAAGAUACUGGACUUGGGCCUGGAAAAUCGAUGCUCGAAUUGCUCGAUGCACCAGCAGAGGCUCUGGGCUGGUCCGCACCCAUCAACACCGAGACAUGGAAUGCGAAGAACGAUUCCACGAUGGAACACGAAGCGGACAGCUCCAGAGAUCUCAAAGCCAGUAAUUUGUCGAUUGACCCUAAGCGCACCUUGUCCGUACUGAAAGCAGGCCUUGACAAAAUGAUCGCUGCUGAGCCAGAAGUCACCCGGUUCGAUACUAUCGUGGGUGAUGGAGACUGCGGCACUGGUCUGAAACGAGGAGCCGAAGAAGUCUUGACGGCGCUCUCAUCAGGGGAACUGCCUAGCGAUGCAGUCUCGUUUGUCAAUAAGAUUGUGCCCGUGGUCGAACACCACAUGGACGGCACGAGUGGAGCGCUAUUUUCGAUUUACCUGAAUGCCUUGGUUCAUGGCCUUCGGGAGCAAGAUUCAGGCUCAACAAAACAAAUGGAUGCGAAGACAUGGGCCGCGGCCCUCAAGUCUGCACUGACAGCACUCGGCAAAUACACACCUGCCGUGCCUGGGGAUAGGACUGUUAUGGAUGCCCUGGUGCCUUUCGUGGAUACGUUAGCGAGCACCGGUGAUGUCAAGAAGGCAGCCCAGGUAGCAAGGGAAGGCGCCGAGAAGACCAAGACCAUGAAGGCAAGCUUAGGGCGAGCCGUAUAUGUUGGCGGAGAAAGCGAGUGGAUGGGCAAGAUCCCCGACCCUGGCGCCUGGGGAUUGUCAGAGAUGUUGGUGGGAUUGGCAGAUGCUUCAUGAAUAAUCAGCUCAGAUUAGGCAACAGUCAGCCUUUUGUGCACUUAAUCAGAUUUUGUAGGGUAUCACUCC